Messenger RNA from Globicephala melas (long-finned pilot whale), 4020 nucleotides. RefSeq names its product nudix hydrolase 21 (gene NUDT21). Gene Ontology annotation, molecular function: mRNA 3'-UTR AU-rich region binding. The record is from RefSeq and is a predicted model, not a curated record. NCBI's taxonomy places the organism in Eukaryota, Metazoa, Chordata, Mammalia, Artiodactyla, Delphinidae. Gene Ontology annotation, cellular component: mRNA cleavage factor complex.
AUUGUGUUGUGAACUCAGUUCACGUGGGUGAGUAAUGGUCUGAAUUGAAAACAAGUUCUCUCUUCUCCAAUAUAUUUUAUUAGGAAGUAUUGUAUGAGAUAUUGCAUGAAUGCUUACUUUGUAGCUGGCACUGGGAAUAAUGCUGGGUAUACAGGGGUGAGGAAGUAAGGUGUAGUCCCUGCUUUACAAAGCUCACAGUAUGAUGGGAAUACUACAGAUGUAUCUGGGCUGGCACUCUCAUUUCACAGCUGAAAAUUCUUAUAUUUCAUCUUGAUGGCAUCUCGUGAUGGGAGAGCUGGCUUUUACAGUAGAGAUGUGUUAUAGCUGUCUUUAAUUCUUUCUAACUCAGGUUGUGAGAACUAAAUGUUAAUAUAUAUAAAGCAUUUUCUUUUUAAUUGCAGGGCACACAGUGCUGUGUGGGAUUGCUGCUGCUAGUGAUGAAGAUGUUAGAUUUCGCACUGAGUCUACUGGGGAAAUUCUUAAAAUCUUUAAAGCAUCUUGGAAAUAGUUCAUUUUAGUUAUUUUGGAGCUGCUUCACUUAUGCCUAGAAUUUGGCUUCUGGGAUUAAAGUACCCUCUAACCAAUUACACUUUUGGUACAAAAGAGCCCCUCUAUGAGAAGGACAGCUCCGUUGCAGCCAGAUUUCAGCGCAUGAGGGAGGAAUUUGAUAAAAUUGGCAUGAGGAGGACUGUAGAAGGGGUUUUGAUUGUCCAUGAGCACCGGCUACCCCAUGUGUUACUGCUACAGCUGGGAACAACUUUCUUUAAACUACCUGGUGGUGAGCUUAACCCAGGAGAAGAUGAAGUUGAAGGACUAAAACGCUUAAUGACAGAGAUAUUGGGUCGUCAAGAUGGAGUCCUGCAAGACUGGGUUAUUGAUGACUGCAUUGGUAACUGGUGGAGACCAAAUUUUGAACCUCCUCAGUAUCCAUAUAUUCCUGCACAUAUUACAAAACCUAAGGAACAUAAGAAGUUGUUUUUGGUUCAGCUUCAAGAGAAGGCCUUGUUUGCAGUCCCUAAAAAUUACAAGCUGGUAGCUGCACCACUUUUUGAACUGUAUGAUAAUGCACCUGGAUAUGGACCCAUCAUUUCUAGUCUCCCCCAGCUUUUGAGCAGGUUCAAUUUUAUAUACAACUGAAUUCCUGCGCAGCAGAGAAGUAAGGGAAGCCGUCUUUGUGAGCACAGCUAUACACAGUGUAGAGUAAACAUGCUAGAAAAGUUUUUUUGGUUUUAUCUCUUCCCCAGUCCCUAAAUUACCACCUACUUUCUGUUGUUUGAAUGGUAAAGUUAAUAUGAAAAAUUUGAUUGUGGUAUAAACAAAUGUGAUAAUGUUUAACUUACUUUUGGUUCUACUCAUACUUUUUUGUACAACAUUAAAGAAAGUGGACUUCUUUCUAUUUGUUUUUUUGUUGUUGUUUUGUUUUUUAAUUUCACAUUAAACUUGUAAAAUUCUUACAGGCAAGGAUUGCUUUUCCCCCACUAGACAGGUGAAUGUUAAGAGACAAUGGCAGGUUUAGGUCAAUAAAGUUUGUGGGACCCUUGCUCUGAUACCAUUCUUGGGGGUAUACUCCAAAACCGUGUUGCAGAUCUUUGUGAUGAGGAUCUUCUGUUACUUUUGGGAGCUAGAGAUUUGCUUGAGUGAGUCCAAGGUGCAACUCCUGUACCAGUUUUACACUCUUAAUGAGUUGUAUUACAGCAGAACUCCCAGUGUAUUACUGACUAGUACAUUUUAUACCAGUAUCACUAGAUCUUAUUUCAACAAACAACAGAUCCUAAUUAAACAGACGGGGAAACUAUUAAAAUUGACUAGGCUGGGGAAAGUUUUGGGCAUUGGUAUAAAAAACGAGAGAGAUCUAGCGCUCAUUAGAACCCUCCCCCAGUAAUGCACAAAUUCCAACAUUUGUGCUGUUGGAAUUUAUGUAUCUUAGUUAUUCUUACAACCGUGGUAAAAUGGUGAUCUGUGAAGGUGAAGAAGUUUCUAAAAGUGGGUCUGUUACGUUUUGAACUCUUGGAUUGUAAAGUUAGUUAUUUCAAUUGACGGUGACAGUUACAGUGAAAGAGAUGAAAAUUUGGUUUUAACAAGUGACACAAAGCCCUUUUCAAAAAUAUUUUGGAAUGAUCUGAAUCAGAAUUAGAUUUUGUCAGCAUAAGAGAAAAAUACCAAAUUAAAAAUCUUUUUAAAACACUGCUAAAUUAGCGAUCAAAUUUGAGGGAAUUAAAAAAUAAAUCUUAAGGCAAAAGAGUUUGCUGGUCGUGUUAUUGCUUAAUGGUAUAUUGUGUAUGCCUUAUUACAAAUGAUUGACUGUAGGUUUAAUGUAGAGGAAAUCUUAUAAGAUGCAGCUACUUAAAGAAAAGAGAUUGACACAGUUAAUGUUUUUAAUAGAUAGAAAUGACCUUUUGGUUAGUUGUACGUCUUUAUGGUACUGACCACAGGGCUGUUCUCCUGAAUAUUGGGUGAUGUGAAAGAUACAUCAUACAUUAUUCCCUAUUUAGACUUGAGAAAAUCAGACCAAGAGCAGUUGAGCAAUUAUGUUUAUAAACAUUCAAGUUUAUUUAGUUGAGGUCCUGUCAGAUCUUCACACAAUUACGUAUCUAAUAGUGACUAUAACUGUGCCCAUGCUUAGUAGUAGGUGAGCACCGGUCUCCAGGACCAAAAAUGACCAGGGAUCUCCUUUGAAAAAGCCCCUAGUUUUGUGGACAGUCAUCCUCCUUCAAGUGUAACAGUCCUGCCCUUCUGGUUUACAUUCACUUGUUUCUAACUUAACUGUAAUUUUACUGGUGAGCUCACUGAUGAAUCCUACAAGAUUGGGGAAGGCAGAGGUGGAGAUGGCUCGAUCUAGCCCACCUUCCAUGAUUGUUUCUGGAAUCCAAGUGAAAAGCUGCAGUGAUGACUUGCAGGUGUGUUAGCUCCUGCCAUUUGGGGAGAGUGAGGAGAGGCAGACUUUCUUGGUGUGAUUUAUAAAGUGCUGUCAGUAAGGAGUGUUUGAGUUGAAGAGUCAUCUGAUUCGAGGCCACUUGUGUCCUUUUGUAACUUAAGCUUUGACCUAGAAAUUCUUUCUUGAGCAUUACUUCCCAGUUGUAUAAGUGCUUGAGUCAGUCAUCCAUACCCUGGGGCUUAAGUGAGAAAAACAGUAAGUUGGCUGAGUUAGUAACUUUGGAAUAUAAUAGAUCUGGUUUUGAGUGUAAAAUUCAUAACACAAACACAAAUUUUUAAAACUUGUAUUUGAACUGGUUAGUUAUAGUUGUAUCCCAAUGCUCUCUUGUUAAGUUUCCUGAUGAAAAUAGUAGAACUAGGGAAGUUCAAAUUUGAUGUAUUCCAUUAGAAAGAGGGUACAAGGGUACUGUUUAACACUUUCAUUAGGUAAGUUCUUAUCACACUUCUUCAAGAACCAACAGUCUUAAAAUGUGCAUUCCAAUUCUCUAAAUAAUAAAUACUGACUAGUUUUUAAAUGAGCUCUUGAUUAACUUAUAUUUUUGAAUGGCUUCUAUAUUCCAGGUUUGUUUGUAAAUGAGAGCCCACUUUUGCAUUGUAUAAUUACAAUAUAUGCCGUGUUCUUUUCCCUGAGUAAUCUGAGUAGUGAAUACUCUAUAUAAGACUACUAAAUGUCAUUGGAAAAUAUUCAGUAGGUUGAGGGAAAAACUAAAAAGUUUUACUCAAAUGUUUUAAAUCAUAUUUAGUAUUGACAUCCCUUUGAAGAAAAGUGAAAUCUAUUUUUUUUCUAUGUGAUGAAGACUUGUGAUUUUUUAAAACUCGAUAAUACUUAAAAUAGCAUUAUGAUAAUUCUGUGUAUGAAUUUGUACUUUUAACAGUAGUUAAGACUUCUUUUUAUCAUUGUCUUCCCUUGUAAUUAGCAUUGUAUGGUUCAGUUAUUAUUAUUAUUUUUUUUGCGGUACGCGGGCCUCUCACUGUUGUGGCCUCUCCUGUUGCGGAGCACAGGCUCCGGACACACAGGCUCAGCAGCCAUGGCUCACAGGCCCAGCCGCUCCGCGGCAUGUGGGAUCUUCCCGGACCGGGGCACGA